GUUCUCGAAAACUAUGGCGUGGGCUCCCGGUGGUUCCGCUGUGGAAGAAUUAAUGCCCCGGCUCUUGCCCGUGGAGCCCUGCGACUUGACGGACAGUUUCGAUCCUUCGGUACCUCCAAGGACGCCUCAGGAAUACUUGAGGCGGGUCCAGAUCGAAGCAGCGCAGUGCCCAGACGUUGUUGUAGCUCAGAUAGAUCCGAAGAAGUUGAAAAAGAAGCCAAGUGUGAAUAUUCCCCUUUCUGGAUGCCAGCCUGCUCCUGAAGGAUACUCCCCUACACUUCAAUGGCAGCAGUUACAAGUGGCACAGUUUUCAAUUGUUCGACAGAGUGUGAAUAGACACAGAAGUCACUGGAAAUCACAACAAUUGGAUAGUAAUGUGACCAUGCCAAAAUCUGAAGAUGAAGAAGGCUGGAAAAAAUUUUGUUUAGGAGAAAGGUUAUUUGUUAAAGGGGCUGUUGAGCCAGUUACAAAUGAAAGUCCUGGAAUCGACUAUGUACAAAUUGGUUUUCCUCCAUUGCUUAGUAUUGUUAGCAGGAUGAAUCAGGCAACAGUAACUAGUGUUUUGGAAUAUCUGAGUAAUUGGUUUGGAGAAAGAGAAUUUACUCCAGAAUUGGGAAGGUGGUUUUAUGCUCUAUUGGCUUGUCUCGAAAAACCUUUAUUGCCUGAGGCUCAUUCACUAAUAAGGCAGCUUGCAAGAAGGUGCUCCGAAGUCAGACUCUUGGUGGACAGCAAAGAUGAUGAAAGGGUCCCUGCUUUAAAUUUACUGAUCUGCUUAGUUAGCAGAUAUUUUGAUCAACGUGAUUUAGCUGAUGAGCCUUCUUGAUGUAGCUGAUCUUGGAGACAAAAGACAGUUGUAUUGAAAGCAGUUUAAGGGAGCAGUGCAGUGCGAAUUGAGCACAAAUUGCCUUACAUCAUCAAUACUACAACGUGAAGGUUACUCAUCUCUGCCUGUGCGACUCAAGAAAAUAUCCAGAAGACGGACUGACUUAUUGACUUGAAUAUUUGAAGUCUUUGCUGAAUUCCAGUUUUCGAUGAAUAGUUUAAAAAGAUAUUUUGUUAUUAAGUAUGUAAUUAAACAUGAAUUUAAAACAAA
This is a messenger RNA of Suncus etruscus (white-toothed pygmy shrew), 1093 nucleotides long. It is a transcript of the gene GEMIN2, whose product is annotated as gem nuclear organelle associated protein 2. The coding region runs from base 14 to 823 and encodes 269 amino acids. Gene Ontology annotation, cellular component: nucleus; spliceosomal complex; SMN complex. The transcript is spliced from 10 exons. Gene Ontology annotation, biological process: spliceosomal complex assembly; spliceosomal snRNP assembly. Lineage: Eukaryota; Metazoa; Chordata; Mammalia; Eulipotyphla; Soricidae. The record is from RefSeq and is a predicted model, not a curated record.